Messenger RNA from Linum trigynum, 899 nucleotides. Lineage: Eukaryota; Viridiplantae; Streptophyta; Magnoliopsida; Malpighiales; Linaceae. The record is from the annotation of a GenBank genome assembly.
GUAGAAAAAGGAAACCCGAGAUCCACACUGCCACCGUCUCUCUAUAUAUUCAUACACCCAAAUCGAUUCCCGCGAGUAAAUAAAGACACGAAUCAUGGCUUCAGCAGCUGUCUGCAGCGCAAGAAUCUGCGGAACCAAGCGAUUGCAUCUGUUCGACGACGACGAAUACAACUGCGAUUUCCCAUCGCCGUACCCAUCGCCGGUUACAAAGAGACGCCGGUUCGUUCCCCCAGGUCUCGAGCGCCUUCAGGCGAGGUUCCCCAACAUGGAGGUGGCGGUUCUCGAGCUAGCCCUAGAAGAAUGCGGCGGCAACAUCGACGCCGCGAUCCACCGCCUCUGCCGUCUCUCCCUGGAAGAAGCACCUGCCGCAAAACCCAACCCCGCGGCGAAAAUCAGCAGCGAUCCUCCGACCCAGUGGGUUGAGCUGCUGGUGGAGGAGAUGGCGAAAGCGACGAGCAUGGACGACGCCAAGUCCCGAGCCGGCAAGGUGUUAGAAGCUCUGGAGAAGGCGGUGGCGCAGGCCGCCGGGAAGGAGAGCAAGAGAAGAGCGGAGGUCAUGAGCAGGGAGAAUUCUUUGCUCAAACGGGCGGUGGCGAUUCUCUACGAGCGGCAGAAGGACAAGAAGGAGAAGGAAGCCGAAUCAGAGGCCCUGAAGAAAUUGGUGGCGGAGUACCAGGAGAAACUGAAAACCCUAGAGGCUAACAAUUUCGCCCUGUCCGUGCACUUGAGUCAAGCGCUCCGCGGCGGUUCAAUUUCCGGCCAUUGCCGCCCCGAUGUCUUCUGACUGAAUUAGGGUUUUGUUUAGCUUUCUUCUUUGUAUUCUUCUUCUUCGAGAUUAGUUCCCAAAAGAGAAAACGCCUCUGUUCGUUUUUGUUUGUCAAUUAAAUUUGGUUCGUUAC